This is a messenger RNA of Lachnellula hyalina, 1761 nucleotides long. Its product is annotated as putative transporter. The record is from RefSeq and is a predicted model, not a curated record. Gene Ontology annotation, biological process: transmembrane transport. The coding region runs from base 1 to 1761 and encodes 586 amino acids. The transcript is spliced from 15 exons. Gene Ontology annotation, cellular component: membrane. Gene Ontology annotation, molecular function: sulfate transmembrane transporter activity. NCBI's taxonomy places the organism in Eukaryota, Fungi, Ascomycota, Leotiomycetes, Helotiales, Lachnaceae.
AUGUCUCAAUCAGACGAGAAGGGCGCCGGCCCCAACAUUCACGAUAGUGGUGGUGAAAACAUUCAAAUCUCUACUACGCAAGCUCCCAAGAAAAAAUGGUGGAAUAUCGGUGGUCCAGAUAUCAGCUUUGCCGCCGUGGACCCAGCCCCAGCAUCGAACUCGUCUUCCACGUCGAUUAAAGAUGAUAUCGAGACUAGCGGCGCGCAGACUGUUCAAGGGAGUGUGUUCGAUGAUUCCAAGGCUGCGGAGCUUUACCAACCUGUUGAAAAGUAUGAAGGCCGUCACAGAUUUGAUCCAAGCGCUACUUGGACCGAAGAAGAGGAGCGAAAGCUCAUUCGGUCGCUUGACUGGAGGAUUUGUCUACCGGCAUGCAUCAUGUUCUUUGCGUUGCAACUGGACCGAGGCAAUCUCUCUCAGGCUUUGUCGGACAAUAUGUUGAAGGACCUGAAAAUGAAUACCAAUGAUUACAACAACGGAAUGUCGAUUUUCUACUGUUCGUUUCUCUUUGCUGAACUUCCGUCUCAGCUGGUCAGCAAAAAAAUUGGCCCAGACAAUUGGAUACCAAUUCAGAUGUGUUUAUGGAGUGUUGUUGCCAUUUGCCAAGUGAAAAUUACAGGCCGUACAAGUUUCUACAUAACUCGAUUUCUACUUGGACUCUGCGAAGGUGGAUUUAUACCUGAUGUGGUUCUAUAUCUAAGCUAUUUCUAUAAAAACAAGGAAUUACCCGUCCGCCUUGCAUUUUUCUGGACUUCUUACGUAUCCACGAACAUCAUUUCAGCAUUUUUAGCCUAUGGGAUUCUUCAUCUUCGUGGUCAUGGUGGUAUGGCGGGGUGGCGUUGGCUUUUUGCAAUCGAAGGCGGGCUUACCGCUCUCAUUGGAGUUCUUUCAUGGUUCUAUCUUCCUCCUUCGCCUACACAAACCAAGGCCGCGGGAUUGAAAGGCUGGUUUCGGGGGAAGAAAGGCUGGUUUACGGAUCAUCAGGAGGUCAUUAUGGUUACCCGGAUCUUGCGUGAUGAUCCUGGAAAAGCUACUAUGCAUAAUAGACAAGCAAUAACGCCAAAGUUGUUAUGGGAAAGUCUAAUUGAUUUUGACAUGUGGCCGAUUUACCUGAUUGGGCUGACCUGGACUGUUCCAAUGACACCACCAAUGAACUACCUCACUCUCACCCUGAAGUCCCUUGGAUUUUCAACUUUCAACACAAAUCUUCUAGUCAUCCCUUCGAGUGUCCUGUUCAUGAUCCAGCUACUUUUCUGGACUUGGCUUUCAGAGAAGCUCAAUCAAAGAUUCCUCAUCGGACUCGUCAGCCAGAUCUGGGUCAUUCCAUUACUCAUCGCUCUGGAAGUUCUGCCUGCACACGUUCCCCAUGCACAAUGGGUUCGCUACGCAAUUUCAUCCUUAAUUGUUGGGUAUCCUUACGUCCACGCUAUACUAGUUGCGAUAACCAGUAGGAACGCCGGGACUGUACGCACUAGAACAGUCGGGUCCUCGUUAUACAACAUGGCCGUGCAAACAAGCAACAUCAUAUCAACACAGAUUUACCGCGACAAAGACAAGCCUCUGUACCGCACAGGCAACAAAGUCCUCCUCGGAAUCGCCGCAUGGAAUUUCUGCCUCUUCAUCGGUGCGAAAGUGUACUACUUCUGGAAGAACAAGAAGCGGGACCAGAUCUGGGAUACAAUGGACCGCGACCAAAAGCUGCAUUACCUCGAGACUACUAAAGACAAGGGGAAUAAACGACUUGAUUUCCGUUUUGCUCACUAG